Molecule: messenger RNA, 1434 nt
Organism: Peronospora belbahrii
Lineage: Eukaryota; Oomycota; Peronosporomycetes; Peronosporales; Peronosporaceae
Source: the annotation of a GenBank genome assembly
AUGGGAGAAGGUUAUGAAGCUGUCGUUAUUAAACCACAAUGCACAUCAUUACCAUUACUGAAUAUAUCGGUUGAUAUGGAGGAAGUAUACGGGUGUAUCACGCAUGACCACGUUGUAGCACAAGUAAAGAAAGAGGAAUUGGCGGAUGAAAAGUAUGAAGAAGUGCAAAAUGUUCAAGCAGCUAUGAAGAAGCUACAACUCGCAUGUUUCUGUUCCUUUGUCUUUAUGUGUGUUCAAUUUGCGGGUGGUUACUAUGCGCAUAGUCUAGCUAUUAUGACGGACGCGGCCCACUUAUUGUCAGACGUAGCGGGGUUUCUAGUAUCACUCUUUGCCAUGUACUUGGGACAACUACCGGCAUCGUCAACGAUGCCAUUUGGUUAUUAUCGAGCUGAAGUGAUUGGUGCACUAUUGAGUGUAUUGCUUAUCUGGGUGCUGGCUAUUGGUCUCAUGUUUACAGCAGUGAGAAGACUCAUUGAUCAAGAAAGAGCUGAUGCCAAGGAGGCAGUGGAUGGCAAAGCCAUGUUCUUGGUCGCAGUCUUUGGAUUAGGUAUUAAUCUCGUGUUGAUGACAAUUUUGGGUCAUGGACAUGGACACAGUCAUGGACAUGGACACAGUCAUGGACAUGGACACAGUCAUGGCCAUGGACACAGUCAUGGCCAUGGACACAGUCACAGCCACGAUCAUGGAAAAUGUCAUAGUGGCGAGAGCUGUGUGGUGGAGAAGAGUCCGAGUCAUAAUCUGACGCGGACGCCCAUGUCAGCUAUGGCACUCAUUGACGAUGUGGAGGAGCCAUUAGCGAACGGAUUGGAGGUGCUGGUGCCCAAGUCAUCGAUGUUUGAAAACAUUAAUCUUCGUGCUGCGUAUAUUCAUGCGCUUGGUGAUUUCUUGCAAAGUUUGGGCGUCUGUUUUGCCGGUGGACUUAUCUGGUACAACCCGUCGUGGCAGAUGGCGGAUCCGGUUACGACAAUGUUGUUUUCGUUCCUGGUGCUUGGUACAACAAUUGGAGUUUUGACGCGAACUAUUCACAUUUUGAUGGAAGGUGCCCCACCUGCGUUGGACCUGCGCAUUGUUGAAAAGCAAAUUCGAGCGCUUGCGUGUGUUUACGAUGUCCAUGAUCUUCAUAUCUGGAUGCUUACUGAAGGCCACUAUGCCGCCAGCGUGCAUGUUUUACCAAACGGCGAGCCUCGUACGGCACUUCGAGCAACACAGCGCGUGUUGGCAUCGUUGGGUGUACGUCGGCAAACUGUGCAAGUGGAGGAUCCGACUGAUUGCGACUGGAAUGAAGACUUGUACUGCAACUGGACGACGUACUCAAACUUCGCGAUCGAAGCUGAGAGCAAAAUGUCAGUGCCUCGUGCUGGCACGAAGAAGGCAGCAUUCAAGCCUUUGCCCGAGGCAGCAUUCAAGCCUUUGCCCGAGGCAGCCUCUGACUAA